CGAAAUGGGGAGAACACAAAAAAUGCCAAAAAAAAGUCCAGAGGAUAGAAUAUCUCAAUUGGAGCCUUGGAGAAAACACGACUGAGCUCGCUCUUGGUCUUUCCUCUGGCAGCGCAGAGGGGAAUUCUGAUGUCUGCUGCCGACGUCUGCCGCCUUUCAAAGGGCCUCUUCGUCUUCUCCCAGCACGGAAACUCGCGGCUAGGAGGACGAAGGACGAAGGGCUCUUGUUCCUUUCAGCAGUCGAGCUCUAUUGCUCCCUUUUCAUUCGUCGGUGGCUCUUGCAGUCGCUUGUGUUCUGCGAACUUCCCUCAACCUGUUCGUCGAAAUGCCACAGUGGCAGCAGCUGCUGGAACUGAAGUCUCCAUGGAUGCUGGCCAAGACCGGCUGAUGAAGGUCCCUAUAUCAAAUAUCAGAAACUUUUGUAUUAUUGCCCAUAUUGAUCAUGGGAAAUCAACAUUAGCAGAUAAAUUAUUACAAUUGACGGGUACCGUACAGAAGAGAGAUAUGAAAGAACAAUUUCUAGAUAAUAUGGAUCUAGAAAGAGAAAGGGGGAUCACGAUCAAGUUACAGGCAGCUCGAAUGCGUUUCGUAUUGGACAACGAGCCAUAUUGCUUGAAUCUCAUUGAUACCCCGGGUCAUGUUGAUUUCUCAUAUGAGGUUUCUCGAUCUCUGGCAGCUUGUGAAGGUGCCCUUCUAGUUGUAGAUGCUUCUCAGGGAGUGGAGGCUCAGACAUUGGCUAAUGUUUAUCUGGCGCUGGAAAACAAUCUUGAAAUUAUACCUGUUUUGAAUAAGAUUGAUUUGCCAGGCGCUGAGCCUAGUCGUGUUUCCAAAGAGAUUGAAGAGAUUAUUGGGUUAGAUUGUAGUGAUGCUAUUCAUUGUUCAGCAAAGGAGGGAAUAGGCAUAAAUGAAAUUCUAAGUGCCAUUGUGAGAAAGAUUCCGCCUCCUAAGGAUACUGUUGGAAGUCCAUUAAGAGCUCUGAUAUUCGAUAGCUAUUAUGAUCCAUAUAGAGGAGUCAUUGUUUACUUUCGAGUUAUUGAUGGAACUAUAAAGAAGAGCGACAAAAUAUACUUCAUGGCUAGUGGAAAGGAUUAUUUUGCUGAUGAAAUUGGUGUUCUAUCACCCCAUCAGUUACAAGUUGAUGAAUUGUAUGCGGGUGAGGUGGGUUAUCUUUCAGCUUCAAUAAGAUCAGUUGCAGAUGCCCGGGUUGGUGACACAAUUACUCACUUUGGAAGAAAAGCGGAGCGUUCUUUGCCUGGAUAUGUGGAAGCUACCCCAAUGGUCUUUUGUGGUCUAUUUCCGACUGAUGCUGACCAGUUUCCUGAGUUGCGUGAUGCACUGGAAAAACUUCAACUUAAUGAUUCAGCUCUUAAGUUUGAGCCAGAGACUUCAAGUGCAAUGGGUUUCGGUUUUCGUUGCGGGUUUCUAGGUCUUCUUCACAUGGAAAUUGUUCAGGAAAGGCUUGAGAGGGAAUACAAUCUGAGCUUAAUAACAACCGCCCCCAGUGUUGUUUACCGAGUUAACUGUGUUAAUAGUGAGACUAUUGAGUGCUCAAAUCCAGCAGCUCUUCCUGAACCUGGAAAAAGAAGGUCAAUUGAAGAGCCAUUUGUCAAGAUUGAAAUGUUCACUCCAAAAGAGUAUAUUGGGCCUCUUAUGGAGCUGGGUCAAGACAGAAGAGGCGUGUUCAAACAAAUGAACUAUAUCACAGAGAACAGAGCGUCAAUCAUCUAUGAGUUACCAUUGGCCGAGAUGGUUGGGGAUUUCUUUGAUCAACUAAAGUCUAGAAGUAAGGGAUAUGCUAGCAUGGAAUACUCUUUUAUUGGGUAUAAAGAAAGUGAGUUGGUGAAGCUUGAUAUUCAGAUCAAUGGUGAACCUGUAGAACCAUUAUCAACAAUUGUUCAUAAAGAUAAGGCAUAUUCUGUUGGUAGGGCUUUGACCCAGAAAUUGAAGGAGCUUAUUCCUCGACAAAUGUUCAAAGUGCCCAUCCAGGCGUGCAUUGGUGCCAAGGUGAUUGCUAGUGAAGCUUUGUCAGCUAUUAGGAAGGAUGUUUUGUCAAAAUGUUACGGAGGUGAUAUUACGAGGAAAAAGAAGUUGCUAAAGAAGCAGGCUGAAGGAAAGAAAAGGAUGAAAGCAAUUGGCAAGGUUGACGUUCCCCAAGAGGCUUUCAUGGCUGUGCUAAGGCUGGAGAAGGAGGUUAUAUAAUAUUGGGCUCAUUCAGUGCCAAUUCACAGAGUCCUUACUUGCAUGAUGUUUGAUGCCAUUCCAAGAUAAAAUUUCCAAGUACAGGUGGUUAUUAUCGGCUUUAUAUCUUUUUCAAAUUCAUCAUGGCUUAAAAAUGUACGGAAGUGCAAGCGAUUACCCUGAAGCAUUAAGGGGAUAAAAGGCAGACAAAAGAAUUGGCUGUUAUAGUAUCAAAAGGUAGUCAUGAAAAUUUUCCGAAGCUCAUAGGCCUAAAAGAAAUAAAGGGUGAAAAACUGUAAGUCUUACUUGGUAUUUAGGAAGGGUGAAAAACUGUAAGUCUUACUUGGUAUUUAGGGAUCGCUACUACUUUUGUAUAUUUGAAGUCUUGGUGUAUUGACGUAUGAUCCCUGCUUUGUGGUUAACAUAGUAAUGUUGGAGAAAUAUUGCUUCAUGUUCUCUCAGCUUUUUGAGAGAACCUAAACUUUUUGAAUUA
This is a messenger RNA of Asparagus officinalis (garden asparagus), 2671 nucleotides long. Its product is annotated as translation factor GUF1 homolog, chloroplastic. Gene Ontology annotation, biological process: positive regulation of translation. Bases 130 to 2199 code for a protein of 689 amino acids. The record is from RefSeq and is a predicted model, not a curated record. Gene Ontology annotation, molecular function: GTPase activity; GTP binding; ribosome binding. NCBI's taxonomy places the organism in Eukaryota, Viridiplantae, Streptophyta, Magnoliopsida, Asparagales, Asparagaceae. The transcript is spliced from 22 exons.